Messenger RNA from Anas platyrhynchos (mallard), 3736 nucleotides. RefSeq names its product coiled-coil domain containing 127 (gene CCDC127). NCBI's taxonomy places the organism in Eukaryota, Metazoa, Chordata, Aves, Anseriformes, Anatidae. The record is from RefSeq and is a predicted model, not a curated record.
GGCGGGGCCGGCAGCUCAGGGGACAGCAGCGGCUUCCCCGGGCGCUGCGCCGGCGGCGGCCCGAAGGCGUCCGGAAACACCCGAAGGGGCCCGAGGGCACCCCGAGGGGGCCCGAAGACACCCGAGGGCACCCCGAAGUCACCCGAGGGUACUCCGAAGGUGCCCGAAGAGUCCCGAAGGCAGCCCGAAGACAGCCGAGGGCACCCGAAGUGUGCCGAGGGCGCUGAGGCGUCCGUUAGGCGCUGCCUCAGGGCGCGGUGCGGGCCGGCGGCAGGGCGCCCCCAUGAACAACCUGAACGAGCCCCCCGGCUGGAACAUCCUGCCCAACCGCCGGGAGCCCGGCGAGGAGGGCGGGCGGUGGAACUACGCCCUGCUGGUGCCCAUGCUGGGCCUGGCGGCCUUCCGUUGGAUCUGGACCAGAGAAUGUCAGAAGGAAAUAGAGAAGGAAAAGAACGAGUAUUACAGAAAGCAUUCGUCUCUGCAGAAGGACCUGGAGGCCAAGUACCGGGAUACCAUCACGGAAAGCCGCCGCGCGGUUGCUCACCUGGAGCUGGAGCUUGAAAAGGAGCGCAACAGGACCCUGAGCUACCGUGAAGCCCUCGUGUCCCAGAGCCGCAAGCUAGUGGAAGAGAGGAGAAGCCUAGAGCAGGAGCAGGAGAAGCUGGAGAGGGAAAAACAAGUUCUUCUGCGCUCGGGAGCAGCGGGUAACUUGUACCAAAGCUGCCUGGCAAAGGAAGAAGAAUGGCAAAAGAAAGCCAACGCUUUGCUAAAAGAAUUUGAAGAUGGACUGAAAGAAAGACAGGAGAUCUACUGCAGUCUUGUGGUACCCAGAAGCCAGAGACUAGAAAUAGAGAAAAAUUUGCUAGUUAAAGCGGCAACUGAUCCUGUUGCUCUGGAUCUACAUAUGGAAAGUGGCUUAAAAGAUAUUUUCAAACAUGACAACUACUGUGGCAACCUGCUGAACAGAAGCAGAAGUCAAAACGGAAGACUUAUGUGGCUGUAUUUGAGAUAUUGGGAACUAGCUAUUGAACUGCAAAAGUUCAAGAGGGUAGAAAAAGCAAUGUUAGGAAAACGAUAGGGGGAGUAAUGGUGUUUCAUGUGGUCUGCUGUGAAGAGUAGGGACAAUCACAGUCGUAGUCCGAAGCUGUUACGUUUUCGUUCUGUGUUUCAAUUUCUACUCUUCACUGCAUUUGUAUUUGCAUGGGAUGUGCAGUGUUGGUGCCUUUCCUUUCACUAACAGCAGAUGCUCCAGCGAGCUGUGCAUGCUCUAAAACUCUGUGUGUUUGUCUUGCAGACUGCAGUGUGCUCCAGAGAUAUGCAAGCUUCCAUAGGGAUCAGAAGGAGCUAAACAAAAGUCACUUCAGAGUAAUUAACCAAGUUGGAGGUUGUACUCUAUCAACAGAAAAGUGAGAUUCGUCUCCACUAUGUGGGCUGCACGCUGUGCUCCGUAUGCAUGCGUUGCGUGCUGCCUCAGCGCUGUCUUCUUUAAGCAAGACUGAUUUUGAGCCAGGUCUUUGGAAGAGACCAUGAUUGAGCAAGAUGCUUGUCACAUAAACCGUAUGCGUAUAUACAUACAUUUAUACAAAUAUAUAUGUGUGUGUGUGCGCAUAUGUAUCUGUGUGUAUGUAUAUAUAUCAAAAAUGUAUGUAUUAGCACUCUGAGGGGGGAAUAGUGUGAUAAUGCUUCAGGUUAAUCGGUCUUUCAUCAUCUUCCAAGCUUAAAAUACAAAUAGGACUUUAUGGAUGAAACAUCCAAACGAUGCUACCUAAAAUAACACUUAAACAAACAGAUUGAGAGGAACCUCACUGGAGCUAGGGAGACGUGUUUGAAUAUUAAAAUAAUAUAUAAACUUGAAGUUGUAUCCUCAUAAUACAGUAGAAAUGUUGACAAUGCUUACGUUUUUCUCUCAGUUAAGGUUUCGGUGAUAACCUAACAGUGUGCCUCUAUUAUGCACAUCACCAUGCUGCUGCCUCUGCAUCCCAGUGCACUUAGGGUACGUGUUCAGCUUCCAGGAACCUCCGUAGUCACUGCGCCUGGCUCUGUUGCUUGUUCAGGCUCUGAUUGUUGUGCUCAGAAGGGUGGCAGCCACCCUUCUCCCCUGACCACCUCUGUUCUCCCAGACCCAAAGUACACUUUUCCACAACUCUGAAAUUUUGAGCUUACAGUUCACCCCUUCACAUACCUAUGACCGUGGAAAUCCUACAGAUGUACAAGUUCUGUAAAGACUUAAGGAGAGCUUUUUCCUCUAAUUGCCACAAUAAACAUAUCUAGAUAUAAAAAAUAAAUACCCCAGAGGGUUUCCAUGCGUGAAAUCCCUUAAAUCUUUGGCUCCUUGUAGAGCAUAGGAACCACCUUCAGUUUCAAAAGUGCCAUGUGCUUUGGAGUGGAAGUCUUUUUCCUUCUCCUUUCUAAUCUAGCCUUAGACCCCAAAGGGAAAACCGUUACCCUUUUGUCUAUAAUGUGGUAUAAAUUUUAGUUAGCAUUUCUUUAUUAACUGAGGGAUAGACUUGCCAAACAUGUUUGCUCUGGGCCAUCAGCUAUUGCAUGGCCCAGAAACAAUCCAGCUUGGUGGAUGCCCAUCCAAGUUUAACAGAGAACUCUAGCAGAUGUGGACAUUAAACAAAAUUCUUAAACAUGUUUGUUUCCAAAAUGCUCGGUUUUCCAUCUGUUAUUUUGCUCACCUUGUUGGUGCCGAUUGUGUUGUAGUGAAUUAUUAACCUCUUAUGGACUGGUUUUUAUUUUUAAAUAAAGUUUAAGUGGACAACAUGGAGGGGAAAAAAAAAAAAAGAGAUACUACCACAGACACCAGAAAGGCCAAAGGUUAUCUGGAUGCCAAGUUUAUGCAGGUUCAGCCAUGAGAACGUGAUUGAGUUAGUGUUGGUGUGACAACCUCAGCCAAGCGGCUCUAGCUGGCCAUAUCCACAUGCCCUAAUUGCCCAGUAGAACAAAUAAUUUAGAACAACUUAACUCGUGUGCCGUUCCUUCAGGAUGUGGAAAGUGUCUGCCUGCCCAGCCGCAGUGCAUUUCAUAUGGACAUGCAAGCAGUUACAGCAACUCAGAUGAACAGUUGUAGAUAGUGAAUCAAAGCCAAUAUGUUCAAGACUCAUGCCUCAUCUUUGUGCAUCUUCACUCAUUCUUAACACUAAAUGAAGAAACAUCCUAUGCUUUUUUUCAGUUUUUCGUAGUUUUAUGUCCCUGACAUCAAAAUAUUUAAAGAAAACGUAAUCAGGAAGUAAAAUACUUUUCAGUAUAAAUAAAUGAUUGGAAGCAUCACGUGCUUGAUUGUAUGUGGUUGGAUGCAAAGGAAUAAAUACAAUCACUUCUUUAGAAGUGUCGACUAUUUGCACAGCUGAUUGUUGAACUAUUGUUCAUGGACACUUUGCGGAUCAGUGUAUUAAGAUCAAGGAGUUUUUCUGAGGAGGAUUUUUGAAAGCAUGAAACUGGUUUAGAAGCACCAGUCCUAUUAGUUUCUACCAAAACUCCUGUUUCUUAGUGUGUUACAUAUUUUUGAAAUAGUCCCCUUUUGUAAGUUAUUAUGUUGAAAGUUCUAUUAUGAGCUUGAUCUUGCCCUACAGCUGUUCCGGAUUACUGAUUUGUUUGAAAAUGUCUGUAUGUAGAAUGAAGGAAUGAUUUGUUUUCAAAAUAUUUAAUGAAGGAAUGAAGUGUUUUGUUGGUUGGUGUUUGUUUUUUUGUUUGUUUGUUUUGUUAUGGAAAUACAAACUCACCUGUUAAACAA